Messenger RNA from Tripterygium wilfordii, 3874 nucleotides. Its product is annotated as LRR receptor-like serine/threonine-protein kinase RCH1. NCBI's taxonomy places the organism in Eukaryota, Viridiplantae, Streptophyta, Magnoliopsida, Celastrales, Celastraceae. The transcript is spliced from 2 exons. The record is from RefSeq and is a predicted model, not a curated record. Bases 283 to 3549 code for a protein of 1088 amino acids. Gene Ontology annotation, molecular function: protein binding; ATP binding; protein kinase activity. Gene Ontology annotation, biological process: protein phosphorylation.
GAACCUGUGUUUCCCUAGUGUGUCUAGAAUAUUCAGAGACUAAAAGAGGUUUCAUUUUAUGCAUAUCUAGGAUUUAAUAUACAAAUUAGUAUAUCUGUACUUACUGUCACAAUCAACAGAGGUACCACCAGAACAUGUGUUGUGUAUGCAUUCCUUUGUGAGAAAUCUGUAUCAUAUCAAACAGAAACAUUCACAGAAUUUUUAGAGGCUGAUCCCGCUCUUAGAUUAAAUGAGAGGCAACAGUGGCAGUGGCAGUGGCUGUGGCAGAGUAAUAAAUUCAUCAUGUCAACCUAUGCACUCACUUCUUUUCUCUUGUUUCUCAACAUCUCUUUGUUUCAGACAAUCUCUGGAUUGAACCAGGAAGGUCUUUCUCUGCUUUCAUGGCUUUCAUCUGUCAAUUCUUCUUCUUCUGAUGCUGCUGCUGGUGCUUCUUUCUCUUCAUGGGAUCCAACCCACCAAAAUCCAUGCAAAUGGGAUUACAUCAGAUGCUCAACCAGUGGAUUUGUUACAGAAAUCACAAUCAGCUCUGUCAAUCUACAAACUGGAUUCCCAAUCCAGUUCCUUUCUUUCAAUCAUAUUCAAUCUCUUGUCAUUUCAAAUGGGAACCUCACUGGAGAGAUUCCACCUUCAAUUGGGAACUUGUCUUCUUUGAUCACUUUGGACCUCAGUUUCAAUGCUUUCACAGGUAAUAUACCAGCUGAAAUUGGAAAACUGUCUCAACUUCGGUUGCUUGCACUGAACACAAAUUUAUUGGAGGGUGAGAUUCCAAGAGAAAUCGGAAACUGCACAAUGCUCCAACAACUUGAGUUGUAUGAUAACCAGCUCUCAGGAAAGAUUCCAGUAGAGAUAGGAAAGUUGUCAGCUCUGGAAAUUUUUCGCGCCGGAGGAAACAAAGGGAUGUAUGGUGAUAUCCCAAUCCAGAUAUCAAAUUGCAAAGGACUAGUCGUUCUCGGUCUUGCAGAUACCAGGAUAUCAGGAAAGAUUCCGACUAGUUUGGGAGAACUGAAGCAUCUCAAAACUGUGUCAGUUUAUACAGCCAAUCUAAUCGGCGAGAUUCCACCGGAAAUUGGUAAUUGCUCGGCCUUAGAAAAUCUGUUUCUGUAUGGAAACCAACUUUCUGGAGUGAUUCCUGAUGCAUUAGCUUCAUUGAAGAAUCUCAAGAGAUUGUUAUUAUGGCAGAACAAUCUUGGAGGAAUAAUCCCUGCAGCUUUGGGGAAUUGUACCAGUUUGAUUGUCAUAGACUUGUCAUUGAAUUCUCUGACUGGUGAAAUUCCAGAGUCUUUUGCUGGUUUGCUGGCAUUGGAGGAACUUCUUUUGUCUGAGAACAACAUAUCUGGUGAAAUUCCACCAUUUGUUGGCAACUUUUCAGGUCUGAAGCAACUUGAAUUGGAUAACAACAGAUUUUCUGGUGAGAUUCCAGCUGCCAUUGGACAACUGAAGGAGCUUUCUCUCUUCUAUGCCUGGCAGAAUCAGCUCCACGGACGCCUACCCACUGAACUCGCCAACUGCAAGAAACUCCAAGCAUUGGAUCUUUCACACAACCUCCUUACUGGGUCAGUUCCAAAUUCACUGUUUGAUCUCAAGAACUUAACCCAGUUCCUGUUGCUUUCAAAUAGAUUUUCAGGUGAACUUCCACCUGAUAUUGGGAAUUGCAGUAGUUUGAUCCGUCUACGACUAGGAGCAAACAACUUCACUGGCCAAAUUCCAUCAGAAAUCGGACUCUUGCACAAUUUGAGCUUCCUGGAAUUGGCAGAGAAUCAAUUUACUGGCGAGAUUCCACCUGAAAUUGGCAACUGCACUCUGCUAGAAAUGAUUGAUUUGCAUGCAAAUAAUCUGACAGGCAGAAUUCCUGCAUCUUUUGAAUUUCUUGCCGGUGUUAAUGUUCUUGACCUUUCGACGAACAGCUUAGCAGGCACCAUUCCGGAGACUCUAGGCAAAUUAACAUCCUUGAACAAGCUUUUACUGUACAAAAACUACCUUACUGGUUUGAUUCCCAAAUCACUGGGACACUGUAAAGAUUUACAGUUACUUGAUGUCAGCAGCAACAGAAUAUCCGGUCCUAUCCCAGCUGAGAUUGGUGGGUUGCAAGGACUAGAUAUCCUCCUGAAUUUGAGUUGGAAUUCGCUGACAGGUCCUAUCCCAGAAAGCACUUCAAAUCUUUCAAAGCUUGCCAACUUAGACAUCUCCCACAACAUGCUUACAGGAAGCCUGAGAAUGCUUGGCACUCUCGAUAAUCUUGUUUCCCUGGACGUCUCGUACAAUAAUUUUUCUGGCUUCCUUCCCGACACCAAGUUCUUCAAAGAUCUUCCCACCAGUGUAUUUGCAGGCAAUCCAGGGCUCUGCAUAAAUAAAAACAGAUGUCACUCAAGUGAAAAUCUUCAUAGCAGGAAUCCCACCAGAAAACUUAUCAUCUAUACGGUUCUAAGUGUAGUUGUAACCACAUUGAUUGUGAUCAUUGGAGUAAUUUUAUUUAUCCGUGCUAAUGAAGGGAGGAAUCAUGAAGAAAAUGACUUGGAGUGGAACUUUAUUCCAUUUCAAAAGCUAAAUUUCUCAGUGAAUGAUAUCGUGACAAGAAUGUCUGAUUCAAAUGUUGUCGGAAAGGGUUGCUCAGGCAUGGUUUACCGUGUUGAAACUGCAACGAGACAGGUGAUCGCAGUCAAGAAGCUAUGGCCAGUAAGGAGAGGAGAAGCUCCAGAGAGAGACUUGUUUUCUGCAGAAGUAAAGACUCUUGGAUCAAUAAGGCAUAAAAACAUAGUACGUCUUCUAGGAUGUUGUAACAAUGGAAAAACCAGAUUACUCUUGUUUGACUACAUCAGCAAUGGAAGUUUAGCUGGAGUGCUCCACGAGAAGAACAUGUUCCUUGAUUGGGAUGCAAGAUACAAGAUCAUACUGGGAGCAGCUCAUGGUUUGGCAUAUCUUCACCAUGAUUGUAUUCCUCCGAUCAUUCAUCGUGAUAUCAAGGCCAAUAACAUCUUGAUAGGACCACAGUUCGAAGCUUUCCUUGCAGACUUUGGACUUGCAAAGCUUGUUGACUCAUCUUCAUGUUCUAUAGCUUCCAACACAAUAGCAGGCUCCUAUGGUUACAUUGCUCCUGAAUAUGGAUACAGUUUCAGAAUCACAGAGAGAAGUGAUGUGUACAGUUAUGGUGUUGUGCUCCUAGAAGUUUUAACCGGGAAACAACCAACAGAUAACCGUAUUCCAGAGGGUGCUCAUAUUGUUACUUGGAUAACCAGAGAAGUUCGAGACAGAAGGAGAGAGUUCACAGCAAUUCUUGACCCGCAACUAGUGCUGCGAUCAGGCACGCAAACUCAAGAAAUGCUUCAAGUACUCGGGGUCGCUCUCCUCUGCAUAAAUCCUAGUCCAGAAGAACGACCCACCAUGAAGGAUGUAGCAGCAAUGCUCAAGGAGAUCAGGCAUGAGAAUGAGGAAUUCGAAAAGCCAAAUGUUGCAGGCAAAGGAACAAUCACAAGCACAAAAGAAGAAGUUCAAUGUUCAAGUUUCUCUAGAUCAUCUGAACUUCUAAUUAGAGAACCUCCCUCAAUUCCAUAGUUUACCUCAAUCUUUGCAUUUAGUUCUUUGAUAUUUAUUUUUCAAGAAAAAAAAAUAAUUUGUACAGAUUGAUUUAUAUAUAUAAAAUAGAGACAGGCUUUUGUGCUCUGUUUCCUUUUUACAAAGGGUUUUUCCCCAUGAUUAUCCUGUGAUACGUUGCCAAAGCACAGACAGCAAGAAGGGUUCAUAUAAAUUGUCGCAAAGGCCAAGGUUGAUUCGGUUAAGGGUGUAUCUAGAGGUCACAGGUUCGAUCCUGAAAACAUUUUCUUGGUAUUGCAAAGGUAAUACUGCUUAAGAGAUCAACAUAUAAAAAAAAAUGCUGCGU